UUUGAAAAUCACGUUGAAGUGUUUUGAAAAGAAAGAGGAAAGGUCUGAAUAUGAGUUUUCGAAUUGGAAGCCAUAUAUCAAAUCCCCAGAUCAACAUUGUAAUACUUGGGGGUGGAAUAUCAGGGUUGGCAGCAGCACAUUCAGCUAUUUCCUCGCGCAAGCCUGGAGUUUCAGUCACAUUGCUGGAGGCGAAACCCAGAUAUGGCGGAUGGGUUGAAACUUUGCAUUAUGAAGAUGGCUGCACAUUUGAGGUUGGCCCGCGAACUAUAAGACCAGUUGGGCUUCCAGGAAAGCGAACUUUAGAGCUUGUCUCAGAAUUGGGCCUUGAAACUAAAGUCAUCCCAGUGACAAGACAACAUCCAAGUGCUUCAAAAAGAUAUAUCUAUGCCAAAGGAAGAAUUUGUUUACUCCCAAACAGUUUGGUUUCUUUAUUUACCAAGCAGCCACCUCUGACUAGUUCAAUUGUAUCAUCAUUGAUAAAGGAACCUUUUCAAACAAAGUCAGCAGAGCCAGAUGAAACAGUCCAUUCAUUUUUCAAAAGAAGAGUAGGCAGUGAGAUAGCUGAUUAUUUUGCUGAUGCCUUUUGCCAUGGAAUAUAUGCAAGUGGAUCUAAAGAACUUAGUGUUGGCACAUGCUUUCCAUCUCUACUGGAAUAUGAAAGACGUUAUGGGUCUCUUUCAAUGGGAGCUUUGUUUUCAAAAAAAGCAAAGAUACCCCUGGAUGACUGUCUGCUAUACAAAAGAAGUCAAAAAGAGAAGUGGAGUAUUUGGACACUGAAGGAUGGGCUUCAAGGGUUUGUUGAAGCAUGGAGCAAUUAUCUUGUUGAGAAGGGCCUCAAUACUAGGUUGAAUACAAAAUGUCAUUCAUUAAUUUUCUCUGAGAACAAUAAAGUCUUGUGCCAAACAGAGGAUGGGGUUGUGGAAGCUGAUCAUGUUAUAUCAUCACUUGCAUCAAAAGAUCUUGCAGCUCUUCUUCCAGAUAGAAAUCAAAAACUUUCUAACCUACUAAAAAAGAUUCAAAAUGUUACAGUUGGAGUAGUGAAUUUGGAAUUUGAAGGGAAACAGUUACCAGUGGAUGGGUUUGGGCUCCUUGUCCCUUCUUGUGAAGCAAUGGACAUCCUAGGGAUUGUAUUUGAUUCAUGUGUUGUUGAAGAUGGAAGAGGGAAUACCAAAUUAACAGUAAUGAUGGGUGGAAGCAAGUAUGAAAGUUUAUUUGGAAAUCCUGAUAAUACUGACAAGGACUAUUUAUUGCACAGAGCAUUGCAAGGUGUCACACAAACUCUUGGCAUAAAGAAAAAGCCAAUUAAGUGCUGUGUCUCAAUACAGAAGGAAUGUAUUCCACAGUAUCAAGUUGGUCAUUUAGAAUUGGUUGAAUCAAUUCACACAGAGAUUUGCAAAGACCAGUUGCCACUCACAAUUGUUGGAUCAUCAUAUAGAGCAGUUGGGAUAAAUGACUGUAUUUUUAAUGCACAAACUGAAGUUGAAAAUAUUAUGAACUUUAGGUUUGUUUCUUGAAAACAGAAAUCAAAAGUGCAUAUACAGUUUUAAUCUUAUAAUCAGUAACGGAAAAAACAAAAUCUUUGGCAAGAACAGAAAAAAUUCAGAAGCACUGGUUUCUGUUCUCCAUAACAAAACAUUUUAAAUAUGACUUUCUACAAGCCUACAAACCAUCUUUUGUUUAGUAUCAAUAAGUUUGUAUCAAUAGUCAUAAUUUUAGGCAAAGGCACAGCUAAUCUUGCAAAUUUACCAAUCCAAGUUGCAAUGGAAUAUCAUCUUGUUUACUUGAACUGAAGCUAGACAUAUC
Molecule: messenger RNA, 1803 nt
Organism: Rhopilema esculentum
Lineage: Eukaryota; Metazoa; Cnidaria; Scyphozoa; Rhizostomeae; Rhizostomatidae
Product: protoporphyrinogen oxidase
Biological process (GO): heme biosynthetic process
Cellular component (GO): mitochondrial inner membrane
Molecular function (GO): protoporphyrinogen oxidase activity, oxygen as acceptor
Source: RefSeq, a predicted model, not a curated record